CCUACACACUUACAAGCGACAACCCGGGACGAGAGGGAUAUCCACGCCCGGUACUUCGUAUUCUUUUUAGUCACCAAAACAAAUCGAAACAACUCCAACUUCCUCAAACUCAGUGCCAAGUCAUCCCACCAGAUUAUGUCUUUCUUCCAUACCGGAGCCUCCUCCGCUUCCAGUGACGCCGCCCCCGUCGUCAUAAUGUCCACCUCAACUCCAGCCUUUUCCUUUGGCCAAGUCCAAGAUCCCUCCUCCUUAAGCCACCAUCACAACCACAACCACAAUCACAAUCACAACCACAACAAUAACAACAACAGUAGUGAUACGCCAACGCCGUCGACCUUCCCCUCUUUCACCACCUCCUUCUCCUCGCCAUACCAACCCCAAUACCGACCAAAAAUCAGCUCUCCCCUCUCUUCCUCGCCCAUCCGCCCAUUCGAUACAAUGUCCCGAUCUUCACCACCAGGUUCACCGACCUCGAAACCACGAGGGAUCUUUGGAGGCCAGUCACAAUCAUCACCUAUCUUUGGGUCGUUUUUGCAAAGUCAAGGACAGGGACAGGGACAGGGACAAGGGCAAGCCUCAGGUCAGCAUGGACAGGCAGAUGGAGCACAACAGCAGUUAGACGGGGGGAACACCAACAACAACAACAAAUUCCUAAAAUACAACUCCCGGCCCUCUCGACCUAUGAACCAUCCCUCCUUCUCCUCCAACCGCAAAGAAGACCGACGGCGUUUGUUUUUGCAGAAUGUGAGGCAACGAGCGGACGACAAGGCGUGGGAGAGGAGAGGUGGAGAGAAUGAGCUCCUAAAACUAGAAUGGCUCCGCUUCAACCGCGAACUCCGCCUCGCAAAAGAAGCCUCCGCCCCUCCCGACCCUUUCAACUCCUCUCAAUUCCACACCGGUACCGGCGGUGGUGACGACGGUUCUGCUGCUUCUGCUCUCGAGCAAGAAAUCGAAGAACUCGCGCAGCUACGAGCAAAGUUCAACCACCAGCAACAAUUUCUCGAAGGCCUAUUGGAAGAUCAACCACCAGGAACAGGGACAGGGGGAGAACAGGAUAUAGAUGCUUAUAUGGCGGAUAUGAUUGCGCGAGAGGAGGAGGCGGAGUUGGAGGCCUUGUUGGCGCUUAAUCAGCAGGCGCAGGAGGAUUUGAGGGCAAGAGAAGGGCAGCAGGGGCAACAAGGGCAGCAACAAGAACGACAACGAGGGGACGAUUAUAUGGAGGAGGAGGGGGAGGAUGAUGAGUACGAUGCGCUGUUUAUGGAGGUUUUGGCGCAGCAGCAACAGCAACAGCAGCAACAACAACCAAGUGGUGGUGGUGGUGGUGGUGGUGAUGCGGGGAUACAGCAUCAUCACCACAGUCAGGACGACGUGGAAAUGGGAGGGUAAAUACCAUGGUGACGCUUGAUAGUUUUCUUGCGCUUUGUUCAUAUCGUGGGGCACAUAUUGGAUUCAUAGCUUGCAUUUGCAUAGGACAAGGAGUUCGGGUUACAUUCAUCGAGGAUUGAUUGUGUUCGGAGACACAAAAGGAACACAGCCAAUAGUCAUUUUCAGA
Neurospora hispaniola is the source of this 1552-nucleotide messenger RNA. RefSeq lists its product as uncharacterized. The coding region runs from base 136 to 1386 and encodes 416 amino acids. The record is from RefSeq and is a predicted model, not a curated record. Lineage: Eukaryota; Fungi; Ascomycota; Sordariomycetes; Sordariales; Sordariaceae. The transcript has 2 exons.